CCGAAGUCGAAGAACAACGUGGUCUAUAAUAUGUUGUCUAGCCGCGACUCCCAUCUUCUCCAAUCCUUGUUGUCAUUAGCCUCCUCAGUCCCGGGUACAUUUUACUGGUAGUCAUGUCCACAGCCACGACAUCUUCUCCCACUCCAUUGGACACGAACUGGAAUUAUGACUUUGUCAACAUCGCCAGCAAUUUGACGCCAACUUUGCAUCAUUGGAGGCGAAGAGCUCUCGCCGUGGUCCAAUUUGUUCCUGAUGAAGCGGAGUUUUUUGCCGUUCGACCUGUGCCGGUCACGACAGACAUCGCCGACUUCGAAAGACAGAUCUGGGGUACAGGCGAGCAAUUUGUCCUUGACUUCGGUAUCCAUGUCGUCGGCUCUGUAUCAAUGCACUUGGACGCUCACUUAGCCCAUAUGGACGCGCCAUGCAGACUGCGUCUGACUUAUGGGGAGUCUCCAUUAGAUGUCACCAUGGAUAUGCAGGGUGUCGAAACGACUAUCAGUUCCUCGUGGCUUCCAGACGAAGUGAUCAACAUCGACAAUACACCUUCAACAGUCAGGAUCAGCAGACGACAAGCAUUCCGCUACUUACGCGUCGAGAUCUUGGCCACGUCACCGAAGUACAAAGUAAGCUUCUUGAACGUGGAGUGUUUAUGUGUUAGCUCAGUCUCCCAAGAUCUGGAAAUCGAGAUUCCGAAGUUUAAAACGGAUUUGCUAAAGUCAAUUGACCAAGUCAGCAUGUUCACACUUCGCGACUGCAUGCAGGAAGUUUUCGAGGACGGACCGAGACGAGAUCGACGCCUUUGGAUUGGAGACCUACGACUUCAAGCAUUGGCUAAUUACGCUACCUUCAAAGACUGCGAUCUUGUCAAGCGAUGUCUCUAUCAAUUUGCUGCCGUAGCUCGUGCAGAUGGAUCUGUGCCUGCUUGCAUCUUCCACGUCCCAAAACUCAGUCCGUCUACAGAUUACAUAGUCGACUACGACGCACUUUUCGCUGCCACUGUGGAAGACUACGUAGUCGCCUCCGGGGACCUUGAGACCGGUAAACAGCUUUGGCCAACGGUACUCGGUUGUCUCAAGCGCCCUUUGGCGCAUGUUGACAGCGAUACUGGCAUGUUCGAUUGCUUAAGGGCGCAAGGCUUCAAGUUCCUCGAUUGGCAGAAAGGGCUCGAUCGCAAUGCCGGGUGUCAUGGGCUGUUGUUGUACUGCUUGAAGUCUGUAAACCGUUUGGCCAACCUUCUGGGAGACCCGGCACCUUACGAAGCAGAGGUGAAAAAGAUGACCAAUGCGGUGGCUGGUUUCUUGGAUGCAGAAGGUAAUGUGGUAUCGGGGUCACAGUCGCAAAGAAGCUUUGCCUCGGUUGCCUGGUUGACACUUUCCGGGGCACUGCCGGAGCAGGUCGCUCGUGCUGCUCUAUUGAACACUCUGAUUGACCCGCAGGCUAUCCGACCAUUGACUCCAUAUCUUUGGCAUCACGUUUGUGAUGCUCUUGCUUCCGUGGGCUGCUACGAGGAGUGUAUGGGUCUAAUCACAGAAUACUGGGGUGGGAUGCUGGAAGCUGGUGCCGACACGUUCUGGGAAGCAUUCGAUCCAGACAACGCUCGAGCGAGCCCGUACGGAGAUGUGCGCAACAAUUCAUUCUGCCACGCAUGGAGCUGUACGCCGACUUAUCUUCUCCGGGUCAAACUCGCAAAGAUUGUAAUCAUGACUUCAAAAGAUGACGUGGGAAAGACGACGAUGCGGGCUCUCGACAGAGAAUGGAUCACUCAGAGUUAUAAGGAUUAUCGAUGAAUCAUAUUGGCAUCCAGAAGACUAAUCGACAUCAACCUAACGGUGUUC
Molecule: messenger RNA, 1835 nt
Organism: Aureobasidium subglaciale EXF-2481
Lineage: Eukaryota; Fungi; Ascomycota; Dothideomycetes; Dothideales; Saccotheciaceae
Product: glycoside hydrolase family 78 protein
Exons: 1
Coding region: 114-1787 (557 amino acids)
Biological process (GO): carbohydrate metabolic process
Source: RefSeq, a predicted model, not a curated record